UAUACAUUUCGAUAAUACAAUACAUUUUAAUAAUACAAUACACGACCUUUUUUACAAAGAUAAUGUCCCCAUGGUAAUGUUUUGGUUGAAUUCGAUAUGAUGUAUUGUUUGUCAUCGUACGGACUUAGAACGAUUAUCGUACAUACUUGAUGUAAUUUUGAUCUUAUGCACAACUGUUGACGCGUUAUUUCAAUUUCAUCGUUUGAACAUCGGAUGUAAUCAUCGAAUGUUAUAGUUCGCGCUACUUUGACAUCUUUCGCCUUUUUAGAGUCCUUUUUACCAUCUACCCUCAAUGCAUACAUUUUCGCUCUGAGUGCGAUGAAUUCAAUCAAUAUUGCGCCAUUAUUUUCAUCCUUAAUUAAGCUUGGCAUUUUUUUGUUCAUAAGUGGUAUACCAUACACAUUAUCGAUAAAGAAUAAUCACACAUGUCGAACUUAAUGAUAUCACGCUUCAUUUGUUCAUAAACGUCAUCACACUCGAUGCGAUAUAUGAGUGUCUGUGUACAUAUAAUUUCACAUUUUUUGUGAUAUAACGAUAACAUAUAUUUGUGGUGAAAUUCAUACAAAUAGACUUUCGAUAUAUCGAGUAUAUACUUCCUACGUAGAUCAGUUUGUUGAAUUUCAACUCAAGUUUACGAAUUGUUAUCAGAUUUUCAGAAAAUAAAACUUCUGAAAAUUCGGCUUCGCGAUCAUUGCCUCUGCGUCCAUCCCAUUGUGUUAAUAAUUUUACAUUGACGUGAUUGCGCACGUUCUCCAUUUGCUGAAUACUGCAUUAUUCAUUAACUUAAAUAAAUUUUUCUCAAAGUCAUUCUUCACAAGUGUUCUAAAUUUUUUGUAUUAAGUUCUAUGUAAUCGAGGCGAAGCCAUGAUAAUUGUGCGAAUUGCAAUAUGCGAUGAAUCUUUGUUAUAUGAAGACCGUGAAGCAUGCACUGUCGCAAGUUGCGAUAAUGUAUAACGUUUUUUGUCAUACACAGUCACUAAAAGUUUAUCCUGCUGCUUGCCAAGUAGUUUAUCACGCGUUGGAUAGAAUGGCAGGUCAACGUGCUCGUGCAAACGCUCCGGAUAUUCUAAGUCGACCUUAAGAACGUAACCUGUGAGCGAAUCCUAAGCAAUCGCGCUAAUGUCAAAGUCCGAGACGUUUUCAACCCAACGAAAUUUGGCACAUGGCAACGAUUGAUACAUCCGUAUAAAUUAUUAACAUCGAAGUACAUCAAGUACAUAAAAGGUUGCGACGGGUCGUACGAUAUAUUUAUAUCUGCAUAUAUUUGUUAUUGGCUCACGCGUACUUGCUGGCAUAUUGACUAAGACCGCUACGUAUACCGCGCUCAAUAAACAUCACCAUAUCGAUGUUAGUGAGCAGUUUGAAAUUUAUGCGUGUAUGUUUCAGCAUAGCGUCCCACGUAAAAUUUUAAAGUAUAAUAAUACGCAGAGUCGAGACCGUACUUUCAAUACAUUUAUUGCGAAAAUUUUCAAAUAUGUCGGCUAACAGCAACACGUCUGUUUUUAAAUAUAGAUCGCUGUAUUCACUCAAGGUUUGAACAGAGAUAUAUUCACGGCGUGCGCGUAAUCACUUUCGGAUACAGUGUCACCAGUCAAGGAACUGUAGAAUGAUUCGCACGAUGAUAGACGGAUUCUCGCCGGCAUCCGCAGUGUCGAGUGCAUCGCGUCCAGUGCACACGUUAUCAAGAAAAGUAGAGAGAGAAGAAUUCGCAAGUGAAAUCAUGAGUGACGAAAUAGCCACCUUGCUGACCUCCCAGAGUGACCUCCACGGUCGCAUGGCCAGGUCAGUGACCAAUUUGAGGAAGCUGGGGACAGCCAACAUCACCCUCCGCGCUGUCGAAGCCCGCUUGGCGCUUCUCGACCAGAUGUGGACGGAAUUCGAAAAGCAACACAAGCUUAUUCAAGUUCAUUACAAGGACGCCUUCGAUCAGAGUGAGUACAACACGUCUCAAUUCAUCGAUUCCGCCGAAAACACGUACGUGCUGCAGCGCGGCCUGCUGAGCGAGUACCUGGCAAAGCUCAAAGCUGAAAAUUCUAGUACAGCUCCUCCAAGUGCGAGAACCGAUUGUUCUACCAAGUCGGCGCUGCCGCGCUUAAAAAUCCGAUCGUUUUCGGGCGCGUUUGAAGACUGGCCAUCGUUUCGGGAUAUAUUCUUGUCUGUCGUUGGCAACAAUCCUCAAACGUAGAGAGACUUCACCAUUUAAAGCAUUGCUUGGAAGGACCCGCGAAGGCGUUGAUACGCCCGCUGACCGUAACCGGAGACAACUAUUCGCGCGCGUGGGCGC
This is a messenger RNA of Acromyrmex echinatior (Panamanian leafcutter ant), 2284 nucleotides long. RefSeq lists its product as uncharacterized. NCBI's taxonomy places the organism in Eukaryota, Metazoa, Arthropoda, Insecta, Hymenoptera, Formicidae. The record is from RefSeq and is a predicted model, not a curated record.